AUGCUCCUUUCGUCUACCCUUUCGCUAUUCAGUCGAUCAACGAUCCCAACAGUUGGGUGUAUCACACGUGACAACAGUACCGCGGUUAUUUUAUGUCCAGAAGCACCACAAAUGAAUUUGAACGUAAGUAUAAAAGGAAACAAGUGUGAUGUCCGAAUGGAUUCCAUCACCUUAGCACCGGAUGAGGAAGGCAACCGAACCAAAGAUGUCCCGUUGGGUGCACGCAUGUCCAGGUGGUCCAGACGUCCCGGUUGGAAUCGGCCAGUCAUGUUAACCAUGACAAAAUUCUUCACACCUGUGGUCAAGAACAGUGAGAGGUCUUCCAGACGUGUGAAAGAAGUGGAAGCCCAAAAGAGCAGUUCGUUGGAGCAGAUUUCUUAUGUGGGUUGGAUGCAAGCCUUCACACAGAGGCUUCGAUCUCGGGCUGAAAGAAUCAAACUAUUCAAUCUGUUGUGGAAAGUUCAAUUCGCCAAUACAUCUGAAAUGCUAAUAAUACUCAUGCUUACAACUGAAAAUGGCCACUACUGGGGUGAGAACAGACAGGUCGUGAGCCAAAGGAUCUACGACGUACGCUUGACCUGA
Molecule: messenger RNA, 582 nt
Organism: Opisthorchis viverrini
Lineage: Eukaryota; Metazoa; Platyhelminthes; Trematoda; Opisthorchiida; Opisthorchiidae
Exons: 3
Coding region: 1-582 (193 amino acids)
Source: RefSeq, a predicted model, not a curated record